GUCGUUACUGAAAACCAUCUUUUCCUGUACCAUCGUCAGCAGCGUUGACACUUUUUAAUAGAUAUUUAUUAAAAAAACGUAUAUACUUGACGUACAUAUAUUUACUAUUUUUAACAACAAUAUCUGCAUAGGUACCUACUCAAAGUCUACUAAAAUACGUAGAUACAAUUAGAUCUAACGUUUUAUCCAUGCAUCAAAAUAAUAAUUCUAACAUGGUCAGAGUUGUGGUCUACAUUGGAUUUGUCAUCUAUGUGAUGGUCUUGGCUACAACUUGUUGCUGUCAUCCCGUGACGUCUACUGAAGUGGAAAGCAUAGCUCGACCUACACGACCUAAAACUUUCGGUUCACCAGAUGAAUUGCGUUCGUACCUAGACCAAUUAGGACAGUACUUGGCGGUAGUUUCUCGUCCAAGGUUUGGAAAAAGGAAACCUACGUUUCCAGUCAUCCCAUCCGCCAUCACAACACCAAGGUUACAACAGUACAUCGACCAUCAACGCAUGCUUAACAAUAUUAUAAACAGAGAAGACGAGGAAGCUUAUAAAUUACAAUACAAACCGGCUGCUAUAAGAAAUUCAAAAGACUUGUACGACAUGUUGUUUACGACACGUCGCGAAAACGGAAAUAAUGACCGCCAUCAAUACUAUUUAAUGCAACAAGAUAUAACGAACGCAGACAUUGGCUUAGAUUAAAAUUAAUUAUCAUUAAAAUGUAUUUGUAGAAUAAUAAUACACGUGUGUAAUGUAUUUGUAUUUCUUAAAAACUUUAGUCAUGUACAGACACUAUUGUACUAGUUAUUAAUAAUAUAAGAGUCUUAUAAAAUGUUAAUUAAACAGUAUAAACAAAAUCCGUAAAAAGUAUUAGGUAUAGGUAGAAAUCUGAAAAUUAUCUGGACGUUAGUAUUAUAUUAGCUGAAUUCAAUAUUAUAAUUUAUAAAUAAUAAAAAUAUCAGUUUGUUUUUAAUUUUUGUUCUGAAAUAUAAACAACUUUU
Acyrthosiphon pisum (pea aphid) is the source of this 988-nucleotide messenger RNA. RefSeq lists its product as uncharacterized. The coding region runs from base 189 to 689 and encodes 166 amino acids. Lineage: Eukaryota; Metazoa; Arthropoda; Insecta; Hemiptera; Aphididae. The record is from RefSeq and is a predicted model, not a curated record. Gene Ontology annotation, molecular function: hormone activity. Gene Ontology annotation, cellular component: extracellular region. The transcript has 3 exons.